Messenger RNA from Penicillium chermesinum, 1821 nucleotides. Its product is annotated as Rad21/Rec8 N terminal domain protein. The transcript is spliced from 6 exons. The coding region runs from base 1 to 1821 and encodes 606 amino acids. The record is from RefSeq and is a predicted model, not a curated record. Gene Ontology annotation, biological process: replication-born double-strand break repair via sister chromatid exchange; synaptonemal complex assembly; mitotic sister chromatid cohesion. Gene Ontology annotation, cellular component: cohesin complex; synaptonemal complex. Gene Ontology annotation, molecular function: protein binding; chromatin binding. NCBI's taxonomy places the organism in Eukaryota, Fungi, Ascomycota, Eurotiomycetes, Eurotiales, Aspergillaceae.
AUGUUCUAUAGCCACGAAAUCCUUACAUCGCCCGAACAUGGCGUCGCCACCAUCUGGCUGGUCGCAACUCUAGGCUCAAGAUCCAUCACCCGCCGGUUCAACCGCAAGGCCAUUUUCGACGUCGACGUCCCCAGUGCCUGCAGGGUUAUCAUAAACCCUGAAGCGCCCAUGGCCUUACGGCUUCAAGGAAACCUGCUAUACGGCGUCUCCAGAGUCUACCACCAGCAAUGCGGCUAUACUCUGCUCGAUGUGCAGGCCAUGCACGACAAGAUGGUUACUAUGCUCCGACUCCUGCCCGGUGGUGGCUUGGAUCCCAGCGCCGGAAAGACAAAACCAAGCAAUUUGGUUUUGCCCUACGAUCCGAGCUUUCUACCUGAGACGAACCUCCCUGGCAUAAAUGUCGAGCUGCCCUUCAUCGAUCUUACAGACCCCGAUAUCGUAUUCCCACCGUCACAGUUCCUAGCUAGGUCGCCUUCCAAUAGCCACUCGAGUCUCCCAAAAGUCGGAAACGUUCAGCUCGAACUGCCUUCUGAGGAUGAUCUUGUCGGCGUCGACCUACAAGUAAGCCCAGAUGGCGGCAGUGCCCGGAAGCAUGUAAUAGGUGAUGAGGGGGGCGUCUUGCUACAGCCGGACUUUGAAUUCGAUGAAGAUGGCAAUAUCAUCGAGUUCGAUCCUAGCAUGCUCUCUCCUCGCAAGCGCCGGAAGACAGCGACCCCACGAGCAAGUGGAAUGCUUGAUGAGCAAAUGAAGGUCUCAGAGGAUAAGGAGCAAGACAUUCGGCAUGGCGAUGAGGGUAUGGAUAUAACCAUGCAAGAUGCCGAUCAGGACAUACUUCAAAAACUGCCAGCUGAAGAAGCCCCGAUCGCACCCCUCCGUCGAGCGCGUCAACAGCGAGCACGCAAGCUGAUCGCCACGGACGACAGCACCACGCUGCGCAACACAGACCUUGCGAACGCCAACAACAAUUACCUCACGAACAUGGCACUUGCCCGCCAACAGAAACAACUGAACAAGCAGCAGACGGUCAUCAAGAAAAAUGCCGAAUUCUGGGUCCUGCUCCAUGGCAUUGGCUCUGUAGGCGUCGGGCUGGGCGCAGACAGCGACAUGCACCCCCUCAGCGCAUUCUCCGGCACAGCUCUCUACGAAGCGUUAUGCGGAGAGCCUGCUUCCGACGGCCCGCAGGUCGUAUCACCUGGGAACAAGCUAAUUGGGAAUCCCGGCCUCGAAAUCGGCCCCAGUCCCCCGCGUGACGCAGACGUCGAAGUCGCGCGCGAUGCGCCAGCAAGCCUACCGGACGAACACUCGUCGCAGAUGCCCUGGAACAUCACCGCCUCGCUGCAAAGCUCUCGCUUCCGGCUCGGGAGCGGCGAGUCAUCUUCCUUUGGCUGGACUGGGCUAUCUAGAGGGCAACUCGGCGGUAGGCAGUCUGCCAGGAUGGACGACGAGCUCGAAGCUCGGGACAUUGCUGCGUAUCUUGAAGGCGAGCUGGCGACGGAUAACGAGGAUAUCUCUGUUCUGUCGCGCCGGAUCUCUGCUCUUGGUCGUGCAGCUGCGCUGCUGGAUCGCGAGAGUGCUAAUUUUUUCGAGUUUUUGAGGGGACGUUUGGAAGAAGCUGACGGGGGCCAGCUUUGUUUCUCGGAGCUGUUGCCUCCGGGCUCUACGUCGGCGGUUGUUGCUACGCAAGGUCUUAUGGAUGUGCUUACGCUGGCUACAAAGGGGCUGUUGAAAGUUGAGCAGGAUGAGUAUGAGGAUACGGGCGAAGGAUUUUGGGGGAAGAGGUAUCGGGAUGGUGAGAUUCGAUUGCGCUUGGGAGGAAUUUAG